AUGUAUCCAGAAUCGACCACUGGCUCCCCGGCUCGGCUCUCCCUGCGGCAGACGGGCUCCCCCGGCAUGAUCUACAGUACUCGGUAUGGGAGUCCCAAAAGACAGCUCCAGUUUUACAGCGGCGGCUCCCAGGCCAGACGGUACCAUGUUGUCCAUGACGUACAGCGAGAGCUUGAGGAGCGUGAGCAGCCGGUGUCACUCUGACUGGGCCCUGCACCCAGUCCGUCAGCCCGACACGCUGGAGCUGCAGCGGCUGUGGGAGGUACGGGCGGCCGCCCAGGCCAGGAACAUGAGCGUUUCCUCUGCAUGCACGGCCCUCUCCCUGGACGGCUGCACCUCCCGGCGCACCGGCAUGAAGAAGUACCGGAACCUGGGCAAGUCGGGCCUGCGGGUGUCCUGCCUGGGGCUUGGAACAUGGGUGACCUUCGGGGGCCAGAUCACCGACGAGAUGGCGGAGCAGCUAAUGACUUUGGCCUACGACAAUGGCAUCAACCUCUUUGACACCGCGGAAGUCUACGCGGCGGGCAAGGCGGAAGUUGUUUUAGGGAACAUCAUUAAGAAGAAGGGAUGGAGACGAUCCAGCCUGGUCAUCACCACGAAGAUCUUCUGGGGAGGAAAAGCGGAGACUGAGCGAGGUCUUUCCAGGAAGCACAUCAUAGAAGGUCUGAAGGCCUCCCUGGAGCGGCUGCAGCUGGAAUACGUGGACGUGGUGUUUGCCAACCGCCCAGACCCCAAUACGCCCAUGGAAGGGGACCCAUUUAGUUCCUCCAAGUCCAGGACAUUCAUCAUAGAAGAGACCGUUCGCGCCAUGACGCACGUCAUCAACCAGGGGAUGGCCAUGUACUGGGGCACGUCACGCUGGAGCUCCAUGGAGAUCAUGGAGGCCUACUCCGUGGCCCGGCAGUUCAACCUGAUCCCGCCCAUCUGCGAGCAAGCGGAGUACCACAUGUUCCAGCGCGAGAAGGUGGAGGUGCAGCUGCCUGAGCUCUUCCACAAGAUAGGAGUGGGCGCCAUGACCUGGUCCCCUCUGGCCUGUGGCAUCGUUUCUGGAAAGUACGACGGUGGCGUCCCACCCUACUCCAGAGCCUCCUUGAAGGGCUACCAGUGGCUGAAGGACAAGAUCCUGAGUGAGGAGGGCCGGCGCCAGCAGGCCAAGCUGAAGGAGCUGCAGGCCACCGCAGAGCGCCUGGGCUGCACCCUCCCGCAGCUGGCCAUAGCCUGGUGCCUGAGGAACGAGGGUGUCAGCUCCGUGCUCCUGGGCGCUUCUAGCACAGACCAGCUAAUGGAGAACAUUGGAGCAAUACAGGUCCUUCCCAAGCUGUCAUCCUCCAUUAUCCAUGAGAUCGACAGUAUUUUGGGCAAUAAACCCUACAGCAAGAAGGACUACCGGUCCUAAGAAGCCCCGCCGCUGGCCCGGACACUUUCCUUCCCCUCCUAGUCUCUCUGUUCGCUGCUCGCUUAAGCUGUUUUGAAGCCAAGAGUGUGGUUUGCAUCAAAAAGAAAACGAGGCACCAAGAUAAUGUCAUUGGGAAAACAUCUCAAAAGUCACUGCAACACACCAUCCGCUGCUUCCAGGGACCCAUGUGGCUUCCAGGGACCCGUAUCGUGGCGGGGACACUGAUUAUUAGAAGGACGGUAAAGUGGUCCCACCCAAGCCUGCAGCCUCUGCUCAUCCUCCAAGAAGAAACCACCACGUUUUCUCCCAGCUGCAACUCUUCUCGGGGACUCCUCAAGUCCAGGCCAGGCCGGACCAGUUGGGGCCUGGGAGCAGGCAGGGCUGGCCGCUCCUCUGCCGAGAGCCCCCGCCUGGUGUUGGUCUUUCUGUGGCCGCCUCUGAGGGGCCAGGACAUUGGGGCUGGGCCUCCCCACGGGGGUCUCCCUCUGGCCAGGGGCUCCAGGUACUUCCCAAUGGGCCCGACCUCAGAUGCUUCCCCCACCCCUUUUCCACAGCCACCUGCCCCAGGGGGUUUCUGAGGGGACUCCCAUGCUGUACCUUGACCCCUACCUCCUCCCUUGCUGGCAGGGGCAAGGAUCCAGGGGGACUGGCUCUGCAAUUUGGGACCCACAGAAAGUUUGGGGAUCGGAUUCCAAGCUCAUCGCCCCACCGUCAUGCUCCCUGCACAGUGAGCCCCAUACCAGGGCAGCCCAGAGCACUUGGCAGGGGGCCUGGUGGAGCGGGCUCCAGCCCAGGUCCCUCCAGGGCCCCACCUGCCCUCCCUGCCGGGACCCCAGUCUGCUGCCCCAUGCAUGACCCAGAAGGCUCUGAGGUCGUGCAUGCUUAGCUGGACUGUGGCCUCUGAGCACUCUCGGGAGAGGUUGGUGUCUGUUCUGCCUGGGGUGGUGGCAUUGGGUCCACAGAGAGAACAUGCUUAGAUCUUUCCAGUGAGCGAGGGUCCCUGGGGUUGUCUGCACUGUGUGCCCAGGGCUGGGAGGCCUCACACCCAACAGCAGCCCCCACAAUGUGGGAACACAUCCCAGGAGCCUCUCCUUAGAGAGGUGCCCCUGCAAGGCCUCAAAUCAGGCAAGGCUGGGGUGUUCCGUCUUGGGGUGCUAAGUGUCAAUGAGCCCAGAGCUUGUGACCUGGACGGAUGGGCAGCAGUGCUGCCCCUGGGACCCCCCCCACACCCUGUGAAAAGGGGAUGGCUGGAGUUGGUCAUUCCCUUUCACAGCCUGGAACAGAUUGGAGACAGGGAGGAAGGGCAGGACAGAACUGUCAGCCGCUUUGCAGCCCCAGCCUGGCGGGGGGAGGUCUGCAGCCAGGAGCCCCAGCCCCUGAGGUCCUGAGAGGUACCCCAGCCUCUGCUUCCUAUGUGGGGUGGCAGGAGCCAGACUCCACAGCUGUGCCAGCCCACUCGGGGGGGGCCCCCCGCGCCGGCCAGCCCCACCUGGGUGACCCACACCCUCACACUCACCCUGGAAGGUGGGCACAGUGGGUCCUGCUUUCAUAGAAGCUGCUGUUACCAGAAGCCUUCCCGGUCAUUCUCGAAGGCUCCCAUCAGUCCUGGCUGGGCUGAGACCUGGGACAGCAGCUUUGAGAAAGCCACAAAGGCAAGGCGAGGACAGCCUUCUUCACUCCUGACCUUUGUGCUGGCCUGGAGUCUAGAACCUUCCCCCUCCUCAUAGACCAGGCCCUUGGGGGUCUUCUCCACCCAGUCUCCUGCAGGCUUCACCCUGUGGGUGUGGGGAGGGGACAACACCUGUCCCAGCAGAGGUGCCCAGCCAGCGGCCACUCCCCGUCACCCAGGGUGGAGGAGUCCUGCCCUGAGGACAGGGCCCGGCCCUGGGCACUUUGUCCGGCCCACACCGUGGGCCAAAUUGCCUCCCCCUCCGGGGGAGACUGGCUGGGACCUCUCCACACCUGCCCUCAGACCACCCACUGUUGGAACAGGGACCAGGACUUGUAGUGGGACCUGAGUUGGGAGCUGUGCCCCCAGGAGCCACAGCCAGGAAGGCCAAGCCCCUGUUGGGUGCAUGUUUGCCAAACAGGGAGAAAAGGGCCCCCAAGGCUGAGCUCAGCCAAGGCAGAAAUGGCCAGUGCCAGGACCCAGCUGCCUUGGCCCUGAGGCACUGUCUAGUCUCCUACACCCACUGCAGGGAAGAUGGGCUCUGCUUCCUGGCGGAGGGUCCCUUGACUUAGGAGGGGGCUGGAGUAGGGCAGAGGAAGUUGGAUGGAUGGCCAAGGGCAGUCAGAGCCUGAAAGAGCUGGGCGGCUGCAGGCCUGAAAGGGGCAGGGCCUCCCCCAGCCUCUCCCCGUCCCCUUGAAGCAGAAUUUGCCCCGUGGGUCCCGCAGGAGUGCCCUACACAGGAAGUAGGCCUGGUCUGGGGACAGGGCUGGGAUCAUUCUUUCUUGUUAAUGACACAAGGAGCCCCCCACCAUUUUUCAGCCCACAUCUGUGGUAAAGUCCAAGGAGCGACGCAGGACUUGCUCCGUUUUCUGUUCUCUUCCAGUCAUGUAAAUAAUGUGCUGCUUUCUCUCCCUUUUUUUAAUGACUGUGGUUCCUCAGCUAACGGCACGCACUCUCUCUCUGGAGGCGAGACUGCCGUACGUCUUGCGCUUCCGUAUUUAUGGAAUGACAAAAUAAAACCCAAGCCCGAAGGGUC
Rhinolophus ferrumequinum (greater horseshoe bat) is the source of this 4101-nucleotide messenger RNA. RefSeq names its product potassium voltage-gated channel subfamily A regulatory beta subunit 2 (gene KCNAB2). Gene Ontology annotation, biological process: regulation of action potential; potassium ion transport; transmembrane transport. The record is from RefSeq and is a predicted model, not a curated record. The transcript is spliced from 17 exons. Gene Ontology annotation, cellular component: juxtaparanode region of axon; voltage-gated potassium channel complex; membrane. Gene Ontology annotation, molecular function: potassium channel regulator activity; voltage-gated potassium channel activity; transmembrane transporter binding. The coding region runs from base 86 to 1396 and encodes 436 amino acids. NCBI's taxonomy places the organism in Eukaryota, Metazoa, Chordata, Mammalia, Chiroptera, Rhinolophidae.